Fusarium odoratissimum NRRL 54006 is the source of this 1530-nucleotide messenger RNA. RefSeq names its product glutamate decarboxylase. Gene Ontology annotation, molecular function: glutamate decarboxylase activity; pyridoxal phosphate binding. Gene Ontology annotation, cellular component: cytosol. NCBI's taxonomy places the organism in Eukaryota, Fungi, Ascomycota, Sordariomycetes, Hypocreales, Nectriaceae. Gene Ontology annotation, biological process: L-glutamate catabolic process. The coding region runs from base 1 to 1530 and encodes 509 amino acids. The transcript is spliced from 5 exons. The record is from RefSeq and is a predicted model, not a curated record.
AUGGGUCAUCUUUCCGUCGUCCAUACUGCCCGCUCCCGUGGCUCCAAGGCAUCUCAGGUGCAACUCCCUGACAAGGAGGAUGUCUUCACAACCGCAAGCUAUGGCUCGCGAUUCGCCCGCAUGGAGUUGCCACGCCAUCAGAUGCCUGAGAGUGAGAUGCCUCGUGACACUGCUUAUCGCUUGAUCAAGGAUCACCUUAGCCUCGAUAACAACCCCACCCUCAACCUGGCCUCCUUCGUCACCACCUACAUGGAGGACGAAGCCCAGCAGCUGAUGUCAGAAGCAUUUCCUAAAAACUUUAUUGACUACGAGGAAUACCCCCAAUCUGCCGACAUUCAAAACCGCUGUGUUAGUAUAAUGGGCAAUCUAUUCCACGCGCCUGCUGGCCUCUCUGUCGGAACUUCUACUAUUGGCUCGUCAGAGGCCAUUAUGCUCGCUGUUCUCGCUAUGAAAAGAAGGUGGAAAGCACGGAGACUUGCACAGGGUAAGGCCACUGAUAGUCCUAAUUUCGUUAUGUCCUCGGCAGUUCAGGUCGUCUGGGAGAAGGCCAUGCGCUAUUUUGAGAUCGAGGAGAGGUUUGUUUAUUGCACGUCCGACCGCUAUGUCCUUGAUCCUGCUGAGGCUAUUAACCUAUGCGAUGAGAAUACUAUCGGCAUCUGUAUGAUCCUCGGCACGACCUAUACCGGCGAAUACGAAGACGUCAAAGGUCUUAAUGACCUUCUUAUUGAACGGAAUAUUGAUAUACCUAUCCAUGUGGACGCUGCGAGCGGUGGUUUUGUUGCCCCGUUUAUUAUCCCCGACCUCGAGUGGGAUUUUCGAUGCGAAAAAGUCGUUUCUAUCAACGUCUCUGGCCACAAGUACGGUCUUGUCUACCCUGGCGUCGGCUGGGUCAUCUGGCGAGCCCCAGAAUACCUUCCCCAGGAGCUGGUUUUUAAUAUUAAUUACCUCGGGGCUAACCAAUCGUCUUUUACUCUUAAUUUUUCAAAAAGCGCUUCCCAGGUUAUUGGCCAGUAUUAUCAACUGAUCCGCCUUGGUAAACAUGGUUACCAUAGCAUCAUGAGUAACUUGACUCGCAACGCAGAUUACCUAGCGGAGGCAAUCGAGAAGCAGGGGUUUUUAAUUAUGUCAGAGCGCAAUGGAAGAGGAUUGCCCCUUGUAGCCUUCCGAUUCCGCACCCUGGAAGAGGGUGGCGAGGAUCGUCACUACGACGAGUUCGCGCUCGCACACCACCUUCGUUGUCGAGGCUGGGUGGUCCCUGCGUAUACUAUGGCGCCCAAGUCUAAUGUCAAAAUGCUUCGCAUUGUCGUGAGGGAAGAUUUCACCCGGUCGCGUUGCGACUCACUUAUCGAGGACCUUCUGAUCUGCCACCGUCUCCUCAAAGAUAUGGAUCAGGAGACCGCCAAGAUGUUGCAGGAACAUAUCAACAAGCACGUCACGUCGACAGGCAAGGGUGAGAAAGCUCACCCUGCCUACGCAAACGAGACACAUUCUCUCCAGGGCAAGACGGGCAAGACCCACUCAGUCUGUUAG